Messenger RNA from Hordeum vulgare subsp. vulgare (domesticated barley), 429 nucleotides. RefSeq names its product putative ripening-related protein 6. The transcript has a single exon. The coding region runs from base 1 to 429 and encodes 142 amino acids. NCBI's taxonomy places the organism in Eukaryota, Viridiplantae, Streptophyta, Magnoliopsida, Poales, Poaceae. The record is from RefSeq and is a predicted model, not a curated record.
AUGGGGAACAACACCAAGGUCGUGGCAAUCUUUGGUGUUCUUGUGUUCCUGCAGGCAGUAUCGUGCGCCGUGGCCCGGCACCACGCUGAUCAGCUGACGCCCCUCACCGGCGUCCAAUCGGGAACGAUGACCCUGAACGGGUACGAAGAAGGAGAAGAGGGCGGCGGGCCAGCGGCGUGCGACGGCAUAUACCACAGCGACGGGGAUUUCCUGCUGACGCUGCCUACGGAGCUGUACGCGGGCGGGGCCCUGUGCCACAGGUUUAUGAACAUCGCGAGCACGCAAACCGGGCGCAGCGUGAGGGCCAUGGUUGUGGACUUGUGCGAUGACUGCGGCGACGACGAGCUGGGGACAUCAGCUGCCGUGUGGAUUGCCCUGGGGCUCCACACCGAUGCCGGCGUCGCGCCCAUCACGUGGUCUGUCCAAUGA